Molecule: messenger RNA, 3029 nt
Organism: Scatophagus argus
Lineage: Eukaryota; Metazoa; Chordata; Actinopteri; Scatophagidae
Gene: zc3h3
Product: zinc finger CCCH-type containing 3
Exons: 12
Coding region: 109-2805 (898 amino acids)
Cellular component (GO): nucleus
Molecular function (GO): metal ion binding
Source: RefSeq, a predicted model, not a curated record
CCUCUGCGCAUUCUCAGACAGCGUUCUGUGAUUGGACAGCAUGAAGUGCAUCAUCCGCAAGAGCUUAUUUUCGUCGCAACGCGAUGACGAAACGAUUCAGUUGUAAACAUGGAGGAGAGAGAAGCACUGAAGAGGGAAAUUGAACUUCUACAAAAUCUUAUCGAUAAACAUAAGAGUGUCCAUGGCAACACCCCAUUUGCAAGAUUUGACCAGAGGCAGCCAGAACCGUCAGCCAGAAGUCAGAGCACAUCUGUCAUCCAUCCUCACAGCUGCAGAGGGAGACUGUAUGCUCCUCAGAACCAUGCAAGCUGGAGGAAAACAUACUCGCUGAAAAACAAGAAUCCCCAGUCCUCUGCUGGACAUCCCUCAGUUUCUAAUUCCUCCUCUGUUCAUCAGCCUCGACCCCUCAGUGCAGCUCACAGCAUGUCACUGCCCAGCCACAGCAGAACUGCCACUGUCUCAUCAGGGGUCUCUCAACAGACGAGAGAAGGGAGCAUAAGCGGCAUCACAGGUAUUAGCCGAAACACAGAAGAUGGAAAAGGAGGUUCAAGCUCAACGCAACACAAAACCCUCCACAGACUGAGUCCAGAAUUUCAGCAGAGGGCUGAAAGCCGGCGUGUGGUCAGCAGUUCUUCUGAAGUGACCUCUUCAGGCAUUGCAGACUCUUUGACCCGUUUGCAGAGCAACCCUCAAACACAGGGGAAGCCUUCACUGACGAGCAAAGUCAGCACUCACAAUAAAUGGACUCUUAUGGAUAAGACAACUCCAGCUGUGGUGACGGCUGGAAAUGACCUCCCACCUCUCUCUUCUCUGUCUAAAGUACCACAGGCUUCCAGCAACCCUCCCACCAGCCACCGGCAAGUCGGUCCAUCGUUUUUGAAAAAAUCCAAGUUCACUUGGGUUAAGACCCAGAAUGUGGGAGGGGUGGAACCUAAACAAGCCAACUCCAUUUCCCCUCCCACAGGCAAAGCGGUGACUGUGGCCCCAACGUCAGUCUCAAGAGCUGGAGUUGCCAGUGGAAGCUCAUCGGUAUUCACAGUCGGUAAGCGAACCCCAACCAGGAAGCCUCCCCGAAAGCUAAGCCCAAUUACUGCAGUCCCUAAGACCUCAAAGUACAAAUGGGUCUCCUCCUCUGUUGGAUCCCAAGCUAAAAUAUCUCGGAAAUCACCAUCACCCAAAGCUGUGACUGUUUCCCAGAGAGCUCUGGAGAAAGGAGAGGCCACCAGGAAACUCAGAAUGUCCUCUGCUCCCUCUGCUAAAAUAAAAAAGGAAAUUGUGGGUUCCUCUACGAGCUCCUCUCUGAGUAGCCGUUACCGCUGGAAGGCUGGAGGUCAGAGUACCUCAGCAGCGACAGGAGGAGCACCAGCCACCCGCCGAUCUGCUAGAUCUGCUUUCCACUGGACAUCAGAAAGAAGCAUCAGAGGAGUGAAAAGAGGGCUUGUUGGUUCUCCAUCUGCCACCCAGCAUACCUCCCUCACACCCUCCUCCUCCCCUGGCGGGUAUAAGCUCCGCAGCGCCAUGAAAAUCAUUAGGAGGUCUGCUAGUAGUGGAGGUGGGUCAGAGAAGGGGACCAGCCUAUCAGCAGUGAGGUCCUCCCUGCGGGGCCGUGUUUACAGCUCGACCAGGAACCCCACAGGAGCGAGGAGGACGCCCUGCAAGGAGCUAGUGUCUUUCGGGAGACAUAAGUUGAGGCGGCUCUCCCCUUCCUUCUCAAGGACAAGCCCCGCCCACUGUUCUCAACGUGGCCCUGCAUUUCAGCGCGAGUUCAGGACACGCCCGGGCAGCGCCGGACACACCCUCCACUACAACCCCGCCCUCUCUUGGAGAGCCAAGAGGAUCCAGUCUGCCAGGAGUUUCCUUCAGAGCCGUCUGCGAGCUCCCCACGACAGACACCCGUCGUCCACUCAGCACUGGAGACGAAGCAGCAUGUGCUGGAUUCGUGGCUCCCUGUACCGAGUGUCGGCCAACAAGCUGUCCCGCACCGCGGCGUCCAGCAUGUCGAUCAACCGAACAGGAAGGUCUUUCAGCACCGCCCAGGUCUCACCCGUGUCUGCUGCACUCAGCCGACCCUCCAGUACUCGUCAUUUAGCCAGCCGCGCGGUCCAGCGGAGCCUCGCCAUCAUCAGACAAGCUCGCCAGAAGAAGCAGCCGAAGCAGUACUGCAUGUACUACAACCGCUUCGGCAAGUGUAACCGUGGCAACAGCUGUCCCUACAUCCACGACCCGGACAAGGUGGCCGUCUGCACCAGGUUUUUGCGGGGGACGUGCAAGCAGGCGGACGGGACGUGUCCGUUCUCCCAUAAGGUGGCUAAGGAGAAGAUGCCCGUGUGUUCCUACUUCCUGAAGGGAAUCUGUAACAACAGCGACUGUCCCUACAGUCACGUCUACGUGUCCCGCAAAGCUGAAGUGUGCGAGGACUUUGUCAAAGGCUACUGUCCCGCAGGAGAGAAGUGUAAGAAGAAACACACUCUGGUGUGUCCAGACUUCUCUAAGACGGGAUCCUGCCCUCGAGGAGCCCGCUGUAAGCUGCAGCACCGCCAACGAGCCAAACGAAACACCAGCACCACCUCCAGCACCCCGGCCAAGAGAGCCCGGACCAGGGAGCCCUCCAAGAGGCCUCACCUGACCAUCAGCAUCCCGCAGGGCUCUCAGGCAGCACCGGGGACGCCCACUCACGGUCCCCUGCCUCUGCCGUCCUUCAUCUCCCUGUCCAGCUCCCCGGAGGAGGCAGACGCACCGGACUCACUGCUGGCUGAGACCUCGCAGGUUAAAGAGAAAAAGCUGCAGAUCAAGCCUCGGCUGUGAGGCGGCCGAGACCAGCGGCACUGAAGGUGAACAACACGAACGAAUGAAUUUUGAGCUCGGGUUGGUGCAGCUGUGUCUCCGCCCCCUGAAUCCACUCAGGGCCCGACAGACUGACCUUCUGCUUCGUUAAAUGUUUUUCCUUUGAGUCCGAGUGUUUACAGAGCAGAACUUCUCAUUGGGUUUUGUACAUUUUAAAGCAACAAAUAAAAAAGUAUCAACUCUGA